Messenger RNA from Ambispora leptoticha, 156 nucleotides. The record is from the annotation of a GenBank genome assembly. Lineage: Eukaryota; Fungi; Glomeromycota; Glomeromycetes; Archaeosporales; Ambisporaceae.
UUGCAAAAGAUGGUAUCCGGAAGAAGCGAGCUUCUUCGAAGUGCUUUUCUUGCAAAUAUUGGUGAAAAUUAUCAUCCUGACCAGUUGAUUUUUAUAGACGAAGCCGCGAAAGAUGAUCGUAGUUUAAAUAGGCAUUACGGUUAUGCACUUAAAAAU